Molecule: messenger RNA, 937 nt
Organism: Megalobrama amblycephala (Wuchang bream)
Lineage: Eukaryota; Metazoa; Chordata; Actinopteri; Cypriniformes; Xenocyprididae
Gene: tagln
Product: transgelin
Exons: 6
Coding region: 188-805 (205 amino acids)
Molecular function (GO): protein binding
Source: RefSeq, a predicted model, not a curated record
UUUAUUUCUCUAAUGGUAAAGACAUCUCCUCCUGAAACAGCAGCAGGAGCGACACUGCUGAACUCUUGAAUCUAGACCCACUCACACAAAAUCCAUCGCUCCAGGGUGACGGGGACUGCACGGAGGACAAGGUCAUCUUCAUUUUUACUAGAGUUGGAACUUCAGAGGUGGUGUCCUAAACCGCAGAAUGGCAGCACAGGGAACUAUGGCAAACAAGGGUCCCUCUUAUGGGCUGAGCCGCCAAGUGCAGGAUAAAAUUGAGCAGAAGUACGACACUGAACUGGAGGCGCGUUUGGUGGAGUGGAUUGUGGCUCAGUGUGGGCCGGCGGUGGGAAAGCCAGAGGCAGGAAAACUGGGUUUCCAGACCUGGCUCAAAGAUGGAUGUGUUUUGUGUGAGCUCAUCAAUAGUCUGUGUAAGGACAAGCCUGUAAAGAAGAUCCAGAGCUCCAGUAUGGCGUUCAAACAGAUGGAGCAGGUGUCACAGUUCCUCAAUGCCGCAGAGCGAUACGGCGUCAUCAAAACCGACAUGUUUCAGACGGUAGAUCUGUGGGAGGGAAAGGACUUGGCCGCAGUGCAGAGGACACUCAUGGCUCUGGGUAGCAUCGCGGUCACAAAAGAUGACGGCGCCUUCCGUGGAGAUCCCAACUGGUUCUUCAAGAAAGCUCAGGAGAACCGGAGAGAUUUCUCUGACGACCAGAUGAAAGAAGGGAAAAAUGUCAUCGGCCUGCAGAUGGGAUCCAAUAAAGGGGCGUCCCAGAGCGGCAUGACAGGCUAUGGCCGACCUCGACAGAUCAUGAACCCAUGAGCCAAACUUUCUUCCCUCGGUUCCCUGACCAUCAUCCUAAUCAUUCGUCUCCAAAUGUUCCUUUCAGAAUACGACCAGAAUGACAGUGUAAUGAAUAUAAAUAAAAAAUAACACCACUUGGUACUAAAAUUA